AUGAAGCUACUCCGCCGCUGUGGGAGUCAAGUUUUCCUCGGAGGAGGUCCCUCAGACGAUUUCUCCCCAGAUUUGAAAACCACUGUAAAGAAACAAUUCCACGUUCGAGACGCUGAGAAGCGACGCGAGCGGUGUUACGACGGCGAGGAGAUGGAGGGCUUUUUGCUUGAGUGCUUCGGACACAAUACGCCUUUACUUGACUUAAUACCGGAUAUUUCCAAAGCAUAUUCUGCCCACAGCGAGUCCGAGGUUUUGGGCCAGCAAAUACGAGUGGAGCACUGCAGCUGGAUCCCAGGCCCCAAAUGGGAUGACAGACUGGGACAUGCGGUUCUUAAACUCUUCUACCCCGAGCACGCCGUUGGUUGCACGUGGGUUGAUCAUCCUGAGAUCAACCUUUCUCCCGAAUCUCAGACUCGCUCGAUGUCAAGGCUAUACUACCACCCCAUCGGCGACUCCCCUGUUGGCAGAACCGCUGUUUGUUCUACCUCGCAUUGGUAUUUAAGAUCGUUCAAGCCGAAGGCCAUCAGCAUAUCUCAGAACAUCGUGCUCACUCGACCCAAGUGGUGGGGUGUCGAGCGACUUGGAGAGCGUAAAACAGCGGAGAAAAGUCGCACCAGAAUCGGAAGCACUGAGGGUCCCUUGCAAGUCUUCUUACGGCUGGUCUCCCCUAAGCAAACCGAAGACUCGACGGAAGACAAUCAUUCCCUCCCCACUGUGCCCACGGCGACUCUGGGAUAA
Molecule: messenger RNA, 738 nt
Organism: Pisolithus orientalis
Lineage: Eukaryota; Fungi; Basidiomycota; Agaricomycetes; Boletales; Pisolithaceae
Exons: 6
Coding region: 1-738 (245 amino acids)
Source: RefSeq, a predicted model, not a curated record